Messenger RNA from Brassica oleracea var. oleracea, 2837 nucleotides. RefSeq names its product U4/U6.U5 tri-snRNP-associated protein 2-like. Gene Ontology annotation, biological process: spliceosomal complex assembly; mRNA processing; protein deubiquitination. The record is from RefSeq and is a predicted model, not a curated record. Bases 1186 to 2631 code for a protein of 481 amino acids. Gene Ontology annotation, molecular function: zinc ion binding; cysteine-type deubiquitinase activity. The transcript is spliced from 13 exons. NCBI's taxonomy places the organism in Eukaryota, Viridiplantae, Streptophyta, Magnoliopsida, Brassicales, Brassicaceae.
UUCGAGCCAAAGGAGAUAGCACUGUCAGCAUCAAAUUCCGAGAACCAAGGGGUGUGUUUCCAGACUUGUUUAGCAAAAUCACAAUGGAAGAAUAGAUGGAGUGUUGUUUCUUGGGAUCCGCAUCUGACGCAGAUGGUGUUUGAUAAUACCUCUCUUCUUUGGAGGUUAUCUUCCGUGGGAAUGACGUUUUGGAGAACUUUCCAGAGGAAGAGUUGAAUCUUAGGGAGUAGGUGCGUAUUCCAGACUGAUUUGAACCAGUUGAAGUCAUAUGGGAUGUUAGGGGUUCUAGGAGCCAGGCGUAGCCAUCUUCUGCCCUCGUAGUACUAGGAUGUAGGAGAAGAACCUCUUCCACCAGGUUGGGUCCGAUAGCACAAGCAGAGGUCGACACUGACAGCCAGGGGUCAUGCUAUAGCUUAAUGGAGUUCCCGUUUCCAAUGAUUUUACCAAGAUGUUGGAUGAUGACGUUUCUGCCUACAAUAAUUCCCCUCCAGCCGUGUGAUGCAGAGGUACUGCAAAACACCUUGAGGAAGGAUUCAGCGUGACAGUACUUUCUUAAUAGGAUUCGGGAGAGCAAGCAUUCAGGUCUUGUGAGAAGUUUCCAAGCAAGUUUGCCCAAUAAGGCCUUAUUGAAGUGUUGAAUGUCCAUAAAUCUGAGGCUGCCCAUGCUUUUUGGUUUGAGGUUGAUAGGGACAAGGAAGCAAGUCAUGGCGAAAGUUGAGAUUGCGGUUAAGACGGUUUUUAGCAGUGUGAGUUUGCCUGCUGGGGAGAGUUGAUGAGAGGAGUAACAGACAGCCCUCUGUUGGAUGCGAUCGACAAUAGACGCAAACAGAUCUCUUUUCUUCCUUCCAAACAGUUCAGGAUUUCUUUGAGAGGAAGGCAGCUUUGCUGGUUGGAGCGGACGAAGAACAUAGUAUCAUCAGCAAAUAGCAAAUGGUUGAUGCGUGGGCAUUUUGUUGCCACUCUGAUACCAAUCAUUGAGCCAUCACGUUGAGCCUCCUUGCAUAAACCAGAGAGGACUUCUCCACAGAUGAUGAAGACAUACGGCGAGAUGGGGUCACCUUGUCUGAUUCCAAGAUCUGACACAGUUCGGCCUCUAAAGCGAGUAAAGUUCUUAAUGCUCGAGUAGAUUCGAGUUUCCUAAUAACUCGAAGAAUAGGGCGUUUGUUUCGUAAGGAGAUUUCGAGGAUGAAAAGUGAGAGAGAAGAAGUCAAGAACGGUGGUGUUGAGGAGGAGGAAGAGAGAGAGCUGAAGCGGAAGAGAGAGAAGGAACGGCUCGAAGACGACGCCUUUAAGGGCCGCGGAAAGCAUUCGCGCCACGUCGAAGUUCGUCGCGAUUGCCCGUACCUCGAUACAGUCAACCGCCAGGUCUUGGAUUUUGAUUUCGAGAGGUUCUGCUCUGUCUCCUUGUCGAAUCUGAACGUGUACGCGUGUCUCGUCUGCGGGAAGUACUUCCAAGGGAGGAGCCAGAAGUCUCAUGCUUAUACGCAUAGCUUGGAGGCAGGGCACCACGUUUACAUCAAUCUUUUGACGGAGAAGGUGUAUUGUCUUCCUUAUAGUUAUGAGAUCAAUGACCCUUCUUUGGAUGACAUUCGACACGUCUUGAAUCCAAGGUUUAGUAGGGCACAAGUUGAGGAGCUUGAUAGGAAUAAGCAGUGGUCUAGGGCUCUUGAUGGCUCUGACUAUCUUCCCGGAAUGGUGGGGUUGAACAACAUACAGAAGACAGAGUUUGUGAAUGUUACAAUCCAGUCGUUGAUGAGAGUUACUCCUUUAAGGAACUUCUUCCUUAUCCCUGAGAACUAUCAGCACUGCAAGUCUCCUCUUGUUCACCGCUUUGGGGAACUCACUCGAAAGAUCUGGCAUGCUCGAAACUUUAAAGGACAGGUGAGUCCACAUGAGUUCUUGCAAGCUGUCAUGAAGGCCAGCAAGAAGCGGUUCAGGAUAGGCCAACAGUCAGAUCCGGUAGAGUUCAUGUCGUGGCUGCUCAACACUCUGCACAUGGAUCUUCGAACUUCAAAGGACGCCAGCAGUAUCAUCCAUCAGUGCUUCCAGGGGGAGUUGGAGGUUGUGAGAGAGUAUCAAGGCAAUGAAAACAAAGAAAUCUCCAGGAUGCCUUUUCUGAUGCUUGGGCUAGAUUUGCCACCGCCUCCUCUUUUCAAAGAUGUCAUGGAGAAAAACAUUAUUCCGCAGGUUGCUCUAUUCGAUUUAUUGAAGAAGUUUGAUGGAGAAACUGUGACAGAGGUGGUUCGCCCUAAGCUAGCGAGGAUGAGAUAUCGAGUAACCAAAUCUCCUCCUUACUUGAUGUUCCAUAUGGUUCGGUUCAAGAAGAAUAACUUCUUCAAGGAGAAAAAUCCUACCUUAGUUAACUUCCCGGUGAAGGACAUGGAGCUGAGAGAUUACAUACCAUCACUGCCUACUGCUGCAGAAGGCGAGAAGGUUUCUUCCAAGUACAACCUAAUCGCUAACAUUGUGCAUGAUGGUAAGCCUGAGGAUGGGUACUUCAGAGUCUUUGUGCAGCGCAAGUCACAAGAGCUAUGGUACGAGAUGCAGGAUUUGCAUGUUGCAGAAACACUUCCCCAAAUGGUAGAACUAUCGGAAGCAUACAUGCAGAUAUAUGAGCUGCAGGAGGAAUAGAGCUGCAGAUAACAAACUUACUCAUUGCUUUAAGUGUUAGUUUCCAGGUUUCUUCUUGGAUUGAGGACUGAGAUUAGAAACUUGCUUCACAGCUUUUUGGAGAUAAUCUUUGAUCAUCUUAAAUAUGCUAGAGAAAACGUGGAGUAGAUAUGGAUAUGCCAUGUUGAAGGGAAAACGAAAAUAUGAGUUUUGUCCCUUUGGGAACA